This is a messenger RNA of Scutellospora calospora, 473 nucleotides long. The record is from the annotation of a GenBank genome assembly. Lineage: Eukaryota; Fungi; Glomeromycota; Glomeromycetes; Diversisporales; Gigasporaceae.
UAGAAACUUUAAAUUUAUCUCCUACUUUUGAUCUCUUUUUAGAUACUUCUUCAUCAAUUGAGCUUAGGAAACUUCUAAGAAAACAGAAGACCCAAAAAAAUACACAUACACCAGAUUCAAACACUGAAGUCAAAUUUAGUGCAGACAAUCUAUACAUUGCAGAGCUUGCAGAAGAAUCUUCUCAAACCCCAGUUACAGAAAACCAAAAUACUUCUGACAACCUUUUUGACUCAAAAACUCUUUCGCAAACUACUGAAAAAAAAGAAACUAAAGACAAAGUCAUAAAAACUCUGGAAAGGGUAGAUAAUACUCCAAACUUAGAUCAUGAUAAAGAAAAUGAAAUGAAAGAUGUCUCCUAUACAGCUGUAAUAUCAAAAAAAUGUAAGAAAUCUGACAAAAACAAGAAAACCUCUACUGCAAUGGAACAUGAAAAAGAAGACUCUACAAAGAGUCCUCAGAACCAUCUAAAUUAA